Molecule: messenger RNA, 528 nt
Organism: Danaus chrysippus (African queen)
Lineage: Eukaryota; Metazoa; Arthropoda; Insecta; Lepidoptera; Nymphalidae
Source: the annotation of a GenBank genome assembly
AUGGAGUGCGGACGAUUAUUAAACGGACUGGUGUGGAGCGCAUAUUACUCAGCACAAACUGAGAGAAAUCCAUCGUCUUUGUCGAUAGAAGACGUCUGUGCUAGCGACGAACGAAGUGCAGUGAAAGAUAACUAUCUAAUAACUUAUCCGGACGAAGAUAGUGAUUUUGCUUCUAUCAAUAAGGAACUUUUCAGCGACGGAUUAAACGAUCCAUCCGAACCUAACCGCUACGCAAAUCCCCUCUUAAUACCGUCACAUAUGUUGAGAGGGAUAAGUGAAGAAGGGAACGUUGAAGAAUUAAUGAAGAAUGAGGCGAAAAAGUUUGAAGAUUAUAAGUUUUGCGAACCAGUUAAUGAUUUUGACAUUGAAUUGGAAUCGGAGGAGGCCGUACCUAUUGUUUACCUUCAGACUACUCGAGUGGCGAAAUUACAAAGGGCACUUCGUCUAGCUGGAUUAAAAAAGAACGACAAACUGUUCGUGUCACAAAGACCAUUCACAAAAAUUUCUCCGCUGACACUCAAGCCCUAA